GCGCUUCCAUGUCACUGGUAGAAACACCAACAACAGAGAGGAGAGACUCGUCCCCGCCCACUCUCCCGGCCCUCCUCGGAGCUCUGAGCGGCUAAAAGUAGUUUAGCAGCUUAGCUACAGGAGCUGUGAUGGAGAAGGACGGGAGAAGACCACUUCUGCUUGCCCCAACGACAAAAGUGGGAAGGAAACGCAAGUCAAUAGAAGAAAGGUUAGAGACGAAGAGGAGAUGUGAACAAGCGAGGAAUCAAUCUCGGAUAAACAUCGGGUCAUCCAUCGAGCGGUGGAGAAAGCUCCGCCAGGAUUUGGGCCUGAAAACAGACGCCGAGACAGCAGAGUUUUUAUUAAACAGGUAAUUUUUAUCGCCUUUUAUCGUGGCACAUGUUACAUGAAUAACUCGUAUUAGUCUCUGCAAUGUCAACACGGUAGCUGUCCAGGCAGCUGCAGACGGUGCUCGCUGCAGAGGUGGCGUUUGCUGAUGUUAGUCACCAAAAAUCCGACAUGGUGAAUCCUGUUAGGAACUAGCGUAGGAUAAUGUAACCAUAGAUAUAUAUAAGAAAGGCUAGAUGACCCGAGGCGGAGUCUCACGGCGGCCAUCUUACUUCAGUAUACCAUUCUGGUACGCUCUAUGGUAGCUGUCGGGAGGUGAGUAAUCUGCAUGAUCAAAAAUACUCUUAACUCGCUGAAAUCUUGACAGGUUUACAAAUGGUUUGGUUUAUUACAUACCUUGAUAACGUGGCUAUAAGUCGGGAUUCUUGGACAUAUUGAAAUAACAGCUUUUCUUUGAGGAAAAAAGACUUUAUCAUGAAGCAAAGUUGUUUAACAGCUAUUUGCGCACAAGGGCUAACAAUGUCUUGUAUGACACCCUUUUUUAAAUUUAUUUAGUCUACGUGAAAGUCUUGGUAGAUGUACUUGUGUUUAUCAGUUGUCUAACUAGGCUAACAGAGUGGCUGUGAGUGAGACCGAGUACAUAUUAUAAAGUUGACCCAUCAAUUUUAUAUUAGUUGGAGAGGCAGAAAUGCUCUUUCGAUUCAACAUAACUUAAGUUGCACAUGAUUUCCAAACUGUUUGGUUUGUUAAAAACAUCUAAAAUGGCAACAUGAGGCAGAAAUUUAUAUUGAAAAUAAAUAUUUACGUAUGUUAUUGCUAUAUGUUGUUAUAGUUAUCCCUAUAAUAGAAUAUUACUUAUUUAACAUACAUAGAGGGAUUAAAUUUUUGUUUAUAAAUUAUUUAAUAUAACUGCCUUGUGUGUGUAGGCCUAUAGGUAUUGCCCUACAAAGUCAAAGUCAACUUUAUCAAAUAAGCUAUACAUGAUAAACACAAAGCACAGAUGAAAUUUCAGUCCUCUCAGACCCAUGGUGCAUAACAAUAAACCAUAAGAAUAAAACUAAAACAGUAUAAAUAUAGAAUAAACAACUGAGCUACACAAAAGACCACCUUAAAUACUCACAUCAAUUUACUAAAUAAAGAUAGCAAUAUAAGCAGCAUAACAGUAUAAACAGUGUUAGAGUACAAGGAGGAAGGUGAGUGGAAGAAAGUGAAUGUAUACAGUAUGGCAGUCCUGUAGUGGACAUAAUAGUGCAAGUAUGGCAAUAUGGAAAUAAAUGUAAUACAGUAGUAAUGAUGUUGCUCUACCUAUCUGCUUAAUGUUUAUUUAUGAAAAUCCAUGGUUAAAAUUAUUCUUUAGCACGCAGGAACAUAACUAUGACUCUGAGGUUUGUUACAAACCAAACCGCUCGAAAAUCAGUCUAGAAUUAAACAAUCUAUUGUUAUUUAAAUGAUACAUACACCAUAGACUGUGACGUUAUGAGUGGGCGAGUGUCCCGUAGCAAAAUGGCCGCCAUGCGCGGACGUCGGUCUCCAUUGGCUAACAUCUAGUGUGUUUAUGUAUAUCUAUGGUCGGGUCGGCCUACUGACGAAACGACGAACGGCACGCAGACCGGAAGUUAUGGCAUAUAUACAGGGAACUAAAGGAGCAGUGAGUUGCUGCGAGUUGUUGUAAUUAGUGAAAACAGCGAAAACAAAUAGCUACACAUGGCCGAUGAUGUGACGGGGUCUACAAAAACAAAAAGAAUUUUAACAGAAAAACAAAAAAGAGCAAAAAAAGAACGUGAUCGAGUGAGGACAAAGACGAGAGUAAACCUCGGUAAAUCCUUCGCGAAGUGGAGAGAGUUGCGGGACUCGAAGGGAUUCAAGUCGGAUCCUGAAUUUGCCCAAUUCCUCCUAGACAGGUACCGUGCUUUUUACAGUGCUGUCUUAUUGAUAUGAAGGUAUAACAUUUCCGAGGAAAGCUGACAAAUUUAGCUCUAUGUACUAAUCUACAGCCGAGUUAUCUAAUCUGUUUGUUGUUACAAACGGGACGUAACUGUAGGCUAAAAACACAAGCUACAAUAAUACGACAUUACGGACCUUAUUAAGAGGAAAAAAAGCGACUUAUUGCUUCUCUAGUUAUACCAACUUUAGUAACGACCGCACGAUAGCAAUACACAGCAGUCUAAGCCACUCUCCUCCAGCAGAGUGGGCAAACAGUCGGCAACAUUCAUCUCUCGAGGGGGUGUGUAAUUCGGUGUUAUGGUGUGUUUAACUCCAAUUUAGUUUUAUGACGGAAUAUCCCUUUAACAUUCAAGAAUACUUUUAACACUUUUUCCCUUCUUCCUGUUCUCUCCAACUUUUCCAUCAUUAUUCCUCAUUCCUGUCUGUAAUUCCCACACAUCAGAAGUACAUGCUCUCUAUUGUCAUCAGCUCUUGGCAAUGCUCACACAAUCCCUUUUGCUACCUCUGUAGUUUACUGUGUUUUAUGUCCCCACUGCAUCUGUGUCCUUUAAUCCAAUGGCCACGUUGUUUCAUUAUAGAUAUUAUCAGAAGAACCCGCCCAAGAAUCAACUGGACACUCCUGUUGUAAAAAAGAAAUCUGCUGCUGAGUCCCGGUUUGUACACUCUUUUUAGUACCAUUGCCAUGCUCACUAUACUCUACAUGUGAAUUAUAGUAACUGUCUGAAAACAUCGACACUGAGCCUCAUUAUACAUUUAUGGUCUUUACAAGUGUCUUUUAAUCUUUGGCAAUAACAUGUUCAUCCUACAACAACAAACAUGCUUGUUAAUUAAUUGUGUCUUUGUUGUGUGUUUUUGCAGUGGCAGUGUGUACUAUGAAUGCCAGGUGACUGUGGGUUCAGUCAGUGAAGAUGAGCAAACUCUAUCCGCUUGUUCUUCUCCACUGUCAUCUGAUAAAGAAAUGGUAAAAAUGCUGCUGAGACACACUCACGAUACUCUUAAAGAAACUUGAGUCAUGCACUUUUUGAUAUUUUGAAGUCAAAUAAUCAAAUUAAACGCUAACACAAGAGGAAGACAUAUGUAGAUAGAUAAGAGAACAUUUGAUCUCCUUUUCAUGUUGUUCGAUAGCUGUAUUACCGACACUGCAGAUAGCCUCUUUGUAUGUGAUUAGGUUUGCUUAUAACUGAGCUGUUUGCUGAUGAGUACCUGUUUCUUGUCCCUCUUUAGGAGUCUGAGGAAGGAGAUGGGAAAAUGAGAAGUCCAGUUGAGAGCACGCCAACUAUUAAAUCUGAAAUUAAAGAGGAAAUAGGUAGGUGGUUCUCAUUAAAACAAAAAGUAUUGGCAAGCUUAUCCGAUUAAAAAUGUUAUAACUGAUGUCCUUUUCUAAUCGACACAGAGAUCAAAAAAGAGAGUGAUGAAGAAUUCAGCAUCUCAAGUAGUUCUUGGUGAUGGUCUUAACCUGGUGGAUUGAGGAAGGUGGGUUGGUGUUGAUUUAAGAAACCAAGAUACAGUUAAAUGUUUUUUAAAAAUUAGCUUUCAAGUUUCUUCCCCAUCAACAUAAAAUAUGCUGAAUUUCCAUUUCUGGAGUUUUCCAUUCCUCAAACAUCUGUUUUCUUCCUCCUCAGCUCAUCAGUUUGUUGCAUUCUUGGCAUGACUUGAAGAGCUCAGGAGGCACUCUUCUUCAACAACAGACACUGUACGGUUAAAAACCAGGUCAAAGGACUCCGGCUGGUGGAUCACCAGGCAUGCUGUAACUGUGAAACCCACAGUGAGUGGGCUAACCUGCCAGAUGACAGCGACAGGGGUUUUCAGAUAAAUGGAAAAGAUGCAGAGGACCACUCACAGAGCAACAUUCAGAACAAACGUUAAGAUGAUGUCGUCUCUUGAUAAGAUUCCAGGCUGACUGGUUUUACUGCAUGAGCAAUAAAUCAGGAUAACGUUCCACUUUUAUCUGAUGUUCGGCAGAUCGAGUAGCUGAACUCUAUUUUUUUUCUGCUGUGGAUCUGGGGCUACUGAAUUAUUUGUGGUAUUGCUCAAUGUCAUCAAGUGCGAGCACCUCCUGAUGCUUUCAUUGCAGCUCCUCGAGAGGUGUAGAUUGUAUUUAAACCUCACCUACACCUGUAGUAGCUUCAUAGUACUCAUCUGUUCAAAAACAAACAUUGCAGUAUGAGACAACAUUUACAUUUUGGUUAUGUAAAUACUGGGUUUCUCUUCUGUAGAAUUGGACUCGUCCUUGAGUCUUCUUUGAAAAACCCUUCUCAUGAGAAUUUCAGGUCAGGUUUAAACUCCUCUUCAUGUUCAUGAGUGUGGUAUUUUUGGACCCCAUGUUUAUCCCUGUAACAUGUAAUCCGUGUCUGGAAAAGCUUUGUGAGAUGGGUGUGUUGUUGCUGCUAAGAACCCAGGCCAAAACUUCAAACCACCUAGAAAGUUCGACCAAAGUGAGCAGUACUACUCCUAUUUUGGACACAAUGGCUUCAUACAAGACAUCCCAGUCAAAUUAAUGUGCGUACUGGAACGAUCACCAUGUGGGAGAACAGAGAUAAUAUUUUUGAAUAUGAGGAGGAAAGGAAAGGUCUGUAACCUUUACUAUGUACAGAUAUAGACCGUAUGUGCAUGCCACGUGUAAAAAGUUCAACAUGCAGGACAAACAAGAACUUUUGUAGGCUUUUUAUUUAAGGCAAACCUCAAACUUGUGUUCAGUUGGUGAAUAUAAAACUAAUAUUUUCUUGAUUAAAAAACAUGAAUGAAAAUGA
Xyrichtys novacula (pearly razorfish) is the source of this 5021-nucleotide messenger RNA. The record is from the annotation of a GenBank genome assembly. Lineage: Eukaryota; Metazoa; Chordata; Actinopteri; Labriformes; Labridae.